Volvox carteri f. nagariensis is the source of this 3951-nucleotide messenger RNA. RefSeq lists its product as uncharacterized. Gene Ontology annotation, molecular function: mRNA binding; metal ion binding. The transcript has 9 exons. The record is from RefSeq and is a predicted model, not a curated record. Bases 1 to 3951 code for a protein of 1316 amino acids. NCBI's taxonomy places the organism in Eukaryota, Viridiplantae, Chlorophyta, Chlorophyceae, Chlamydomonadales, Volvocaceae.
AUGACAGCUGGAAAGGAUUGCUUGAAGGUGUAUAUUGACAGGGUCUGGGACACAUCCUCGCCUCGUUCAUGGGCGCACAACCAGCUGGCCUGGUACAUCGUCUCCCGGCAGCACAUCGACAUGCGGCCACACGACCUCUUCCUGGCACCAGUGGACGACGCAGAGAGCUUCCUGGCGGCUGCGUGGACAUCCCGCAUGGACCUCCGCGACCACCCUGACCACCCCUACACCUCCCUACGGCAACUGCUGAGAGGAGAAACACGACUGGAGCUGACACCCGACCUGAGCGCCAUUCGCCUAAACUUCAGUAAGCUGCUGCAGCAGGAUCAACAGCAGUAUCACCAGCAAACGCCGCCGCAACAGCAGCAGCAGCUGCAGGCCGGAGGGCCGUCUGCGAGUGGACGGGAGCAUCAUGGAAACGGACACGACACGGCGACCGCUGCUGCUGCUGCUGCUGCUGCUGGCCGCGGCGGCGAUGACGACGGCGGCGCCAUGGAGUGGGGCGAGUACGGCGGCGAGGAUGGCGCCUACGGCAACAGUGAAGCGGCGAUUGACAUCGCAGCCGACGUCGCAGCCGCGAUGGCGGCGAUGCAACGGGCGUCGUUUGCAAACGGGCUGGGGGGCAGCGGCCGCCACGGGGAUGCAGGCAACGGCGUUGGCAACCGCGACGCCGAGGAAUAUUAUGAAGAGGCGGAGGAGUGCGGCGACGGCGGUGAAGGGUACGGCGAAGAUGAUGACAGGGAGACGACCCGCGGUCGUGGAUUCCGUGGGGGUGGAGGUGGAGCCGCUGCUGCCGGCGGCUCCCGCUACGCCAAUGGCGGCGGCGGCGGCGCCGCCGCCGCCGCUGCCUCCAAUAACCAACCUGUAUUGCCGUUGCGACCCGACCUGCUACAGAUAUACAUCCGGGCUGUCUUCGCCGCGUCCGGCUCUCCUCAUGACCAUCUGAUGGCGGUGGUGGCGCUGGCGCUGGCCGACGCUGGUCGCGGGGGCAGUGCGGGACACGGCGGCAAUCGCGGCCUGCCAUUUCCUGGCGCCAUCGCGCCCGACACCCACCGCUUCCGUCUGCCACUGCAUCGUUUAGUCACGCAUGUACGGGAGACGGCGCCGCACUUGCUGCCGCCGCCGCCGCCGCCACAUCAUAGCGGCGGCAACGGUGGAGGCGGAUGGCUCGCGGGGGCGCUGUCACAGCGGCUGCAGGAGCGGUCCAGUCGGGGGUGUUUCAAGGUGCUGCUACCGGGCGGAGGCGCCGGCACGGGUACGACGGGUACGACAGCGACUUGGGGCGGCGAGGGAGGCCAUGGGUACGGCGGCGGAGGCGAUGACGUCGAGGCGGCGGUGGUCUCACUGGAUUUGGACGUCCUGCGGGAGCGAGUGGUGGAGGCGUUGGCGGCAGCAGCAGCGGUGGUCUUCUCAGGUAGCCGCCCCGUAGAUGAGAUCCGUCGUACGGCUGCCGUACACCUCGCCUCACGCACCCGGCCCUUUGCGGGACGCGCGCACUGCGUGCGGCUCAUUACGUUGGCGCGCACUCUGGGGGGCGAGCUGCCGCCGGAGGUGUUUGACCCGAACCGGCUUGGCGGUUUUGAGCGGUUGGUGGGCUCGGAGAGCUCGAAUAACGUCAUGCACGUGUUCCGGAAGGCCAUGCCCGGCCUGUCCCCGGGGCACGGGGAGGAGGUGGGUCCCUUUAUAACCCUCAAUUUGGGGAAGCUGCUGGCGGGUGCGGGUGUUCGAGAUUUGGAUAGCAUCAUGACGGGCGGGCGUAGCGGCCGCGGCGAAGGGGGUGGCAGCGGGGCGUCAUGGGCAGGGCGCGGCGGCGGCGGCGGCGGCGUGCCGGAGGCGGCUCCGCCAUCGCCUGCAACCGCGGCGUCGUCAUCGCGGACGGCGGCCUUUGCCGCGGCUUCUUCUGCCGCCUCACAUAGCGGCGGAAGUCGCGAUCCAGCCCAGCCAGCGCCGCAGGCACAGACCCAGGGGUCGGGUCAUGCAGGUAUCGGUGGCAGUAGCAGCAGCCACAACAGUUUACCGCCACCGCCGUCAGACGCAGCGCUGCGGCAGGCUGUGGAAUCCCUGUUUUCACUUUCAGAAAGCGGGCGCGCCGCGGGUGCCGGUGCAGGCAGCACCGAGUACGCGUUGGCGGCGGCGGCGGCGAAGCGCACGGCGGCGUUGAGCCUAGUGAAGGCAUUACACAGCCAGCAAGGAGGUUUCCUUCCGCUCACUCGCCUCAGCGAUAUCGUGAUCAAUGCAGUGCCGGGCUCACCCGAUUUGGAGCGCUUGCUGGCGGCGGAUCCAGAUCUCUUUGAAAUUCAGGAGGCCUGGUAUGGGGGUCCACGCAGCGUACGACUUCGCGCCUCAGGAGUCAUGGCCAGGGCUGCCGCAGCUGCCACCACAGCGUCAGGCGCCGGUGACGCCACCGCCGCCACGGCCGUGGCCAACGGUGGCAGCAGUCACAGCAGCCACACCGCUGGCACAUCCACAGCCGCUGCUGGCACUUCCGACGCCCUGCCCCGCCGGCCAAACACCAUGAACUGCCCCUACUACAUGCGCUACGGAACGUGUGGGUAUGGCGGGUCUUGCAAGUACAACCACCCGCCGCUGACUCCGGGGCAGCCUCCGGAACAACAACCAGCUCCUGCGGCGGCAGCGGCAGCAGCGGCGGCGGCGGCGGCGGCGGCAGCAGCGGUGCACGGCGCCGGGGUUCAGCGGACCCCGUCUACAGCAGCGGCGGCGUCCUAUCGUCACCCGCAGCGGCAAGAGCAGGCGCAGGCGCAGAACCAACACCACCAAGCGGCGGUUCCGACGGCGGUUGCCGGUCAAGAGGCCGGCAGCGGCGGCGGCGGCGGCGGCGGAGCCGCCGCCGCUCCGCGGCUGUCUCUCUCCACCCCUGAGGUCAAGGUUGUUACCACCGCCUGCACCCCCGACCACCUGGACAUGCUGCAGCAUUGCUACGCAGCGCCGCAGGUGGCAGUGGCCUGUAAGGUCCAUCGCGCCGCCUACAAUCACCACCAUCACCACCAGCCCCAUCACAACCACCACCACCACCCUAUGAGUGCGAGCUCCUCGGCUGUGGAAGUGGGCCAGGUGUGUCUGGUGCAGCUGUACGCGCCCGCCGUGGCGGCGGCGACGGGAGCCGUCGCUGCCGGCUCUGGCGGAGCCGCUGGUGCGACCCGUGGGUCGCCCGGAUCUGUGGGCGCGGCCGUGGGUGGUAGCGCUGGGGCUGGCGGCGGCGGUGGCUCUUCUAUGUCUCCGGCUCCACGAUGGCCCGCCACUGUGUACCUGGUGGAUCCGGCGGCGGGCGAGGAUAAGAAGGGGUUGCUGCUGCCCAGUCUAAGUCCGUUACUGGAGGUUGUGCCGUACAUGCCUCGCAUCGCACCGCUGUACGACAUUAGUGUAUUGCACGCGCUGAUCGCUCGGGCGCCGCAUGCGAUGUUGGGGGCCCCGGCUGCGGCGGCGGCGGCGGGUGGGGGAGGUCCUGGGGAGGCGGCGGCGGUGGCGGUGCCGCCCCUGGCGAGCUUGCUGCAGCAGCAUGGCGUCGUGACUGCGGCCGGCGCCGCGGCGGCGACGGUGGCACCGGCCCACUCCCCUCUAUGGGCCACCCGCCCUCUGGGUGCCGAGUUACGGCAGCAGGCCGUACUGGAGGUGGUGCACCUGGCUACACUGUGGACGGGCCUGAUCGCCCGACUGCUGGCGCUACCGCAGGAGCUCAGCCAGACGAGAGCGGACCGCCUGCUCUCGGAGCACUCGGUGGCGGCGGGGGCUGCUGCCGCACCUACCGCUGGUGCCGCUGCUGCUGCUGCUGCCAGUACCGCUGGGCGGAUGCGCUCAGGCACCGCUCCUGUGGGUGUGGCUGCGGCGGUGCCGGCGGGCCCUGUCGUCCCCGCACCCGCCACGGCCGCAGGAGCGGCGGCUGCAGCACAGCAUCGGAGCACUGCGGGCAUGCACCGCGGCGGCGGUUGGUGA